AUGUGGAUGAUGGGUUGUAGUACUGCUGAUCAUGGAAAUCAACUUAAGCCGCGAAGCUCGUUCAAAGACCUCAAGCUUCGCCCUCUAAUUACUUACAGUCCUGUCAAAACGACCGUCGUUUAUCAAGCAACCCCGGUAACUGAUUGCAGUGCUAAGAGUAGUGCUCAAGAUAAUAAUAAUAGUAGUAUUGUGAAUAUUACUGAGCAACGUCGAAAAAAGGACCUCAAUAUUGCACAAGUAGUGCCAUUACAAAGCACACGGUGGAGUCCAACACCGGAGCAGUUGAUGGCGCUGCAAGAGCUGUACCGACGGGGGACGCGAACUCCGACAGCGCAGCAGAUCCAAGAGAUCACCGCGAAGCUCCGGCGGUUCGGGAAGAUUGAAGGCAAAAAUGUGUUCUACUGGUUUCAGAACCACAAAGCAAGGGACAAAAAGAAGCAGCGCCUCAAAGUGGAUCAGUCUCGUCGCCUAAAGAUCGAACGACAUCAGUAUGAUUAUUCCAAAAGUCUCGGAACUAAAACAUCAGUUUUGUGUUCAGGACCGAGAGUGACAGGUCUUGAAGUUGAGCCGACAAAACGGGAACCUCUCUCAAACUACAGCAGAAUUUCAGAGGAAUCUGUUAAUUCAAUGCCUAGAGUGACAAUAGCUGAGAGACGUACAAACAAGUUGGUUGCAUUUGAGGAGAAAGAGUCGCAACUAAUAAAGAACACACAAGAAAAGCAUGCCUCAUGGAAACCUAUGGAAAUGUCCUAUACUUUUCCCUCUUACAAUAAUGACCUCAAGAGGACCAGAUCCACAGUAAUUUCGGUGACAUUUGAUGAAAAGUUAUUGGAGAAAACUCAAGAUUACAAUGCAUCUUUAAUGCCCAACAGCAAAGAAGGUUUCACCAGUUUUGGGAAUGGAAUUAGUGGAGAAACUACCACUACAACUCUUGAGCUAUUUCCUCUUCUGAGUGACAAUCUUAAGGGUAGUCAGAGUAAAGAUCAGGCUCCAAAAAUUUCUUCCAUGACAAGAGAUUCUGACUUCAAACAAGACCUUUCUUUGAGUUUCUAA
This is a messenger RNA of Morus notabilis, 1053 nucleotides long. Its product is annotated as WUSCHEL-related homeobox 1. Gene Ontology annotation, biological process: plant organ development. The transcript has 4 exons. The record is from RefSeq and is a predicted model, not a curated record. Gene Ontology annotation, molecular function: DNA binding; DNA-binding transcription factor activity. NCBI's taxonomy places the organism in Eukaryota, Viridiplantae, Streptophyta, Magnoliopsida, Rosales, Moraceae. The coding region runs from base 1 to 1053 and encodes 350 amino acids.